AGAGAGAGAGAGAGAGAGAGAGAGAGAGAGAGAGAGAGAGAGAGAGAUGACAUGAGAUCACACAGUAUGUAAAAAUAAGCUUUAAUGAAGACAUGAGCGGAGAACAGAACAGAAGAUUUGAAGUGUUUGACAGAUGUGAGAUCAUGAGUAAUCAUUCUAUUGCUCAGUGGUUGAGAUUGAUCGGACUGCCUCAGUACAUCAGUUUACUGGAGAGACACUGUUACGGUCUGGAGGGUCUCCUGUACAUAACUGAAGAUGAUCUAAGACUGAUGGGGGUAGAGGAUCCAGAUCACAUAACAACCAUUAUAACCUAUUUGAAGAAACAACAACCGAAAACACAACCAGACACAGAUAGUAACAGCACACGCAGAAUAAGCCGGAAGUUCUCUCUGACAUCAUCACUCGACCUGGUCAAGCCCACAGCCACCCUUUUCCGUCAAAGCAUCGUGCCGCGACUGCGUCGUCGAGACUACAAAGGCUCCACCCCCUGUCUCCAGCUCCCACCUGAAAUCCACGAGGAAGACCACGCCCCCUCCAGCAAACACAAACUCAGCCGGAGGAAGAGCGUGUCGGCCUUCAUCAGUCAGGUGUUCUCUGGUCUGAAGGACAUGGACUCUCUGAAGAAAGAGCUGGAGGAGGAACUGAAGCUGAGCUCUGAAGAUCUCAGGAGUCACGCCUGGUAUCACGGACAGCUGCCGCGUGAGGGUGCGGAGCUGCUGUUGUGUAGAGAUGGUGAUUUUCUGGUGCGUGACUCCAGCUCGUGUGCGGGCGAUAGCGUCCUCAGCUGCAUGUGGAAGGAUCAACACAUGCACUUUAAAGUCAUACGAGUUGUGUUGAGACCCAAACAGGGUUACACUCGAGAGCUGUUUCAGUUCGAAAACGAUCAGUUCGACAACAUACCUGCCUUAAUCCGGUUUCACGUUGGUGGACGGCGGCCGGUCUCAAACUCUAUAGGGGCCAUUAUUUUUCAUCCAAUCACACGCACCCUGCCGCUACGCAUCAUCAGUGAGCGCCAGGCCGCUAGAUCGGUCAGCACAUCUGAUGUGUCGAGAGGUCAGAGCAAGAGGCGGAGCCUGAGCUCGUCUCAGAAAGACACGCUACUGGUCAACAACCUGCUCAGGAGUGGCAGUCAGCCGGCUAACAUGGAGAUGGUGGGUAGACCAUCACUGCAAUCGGCACAAUCUGACAGCAACCUCCGCAUAGGUGUACCUCAGACGUGUCUGUCACAGGAGUCCAGCCCCGCCCCCAUCUCGCCUGUGUUCCGCACAGGAAGUGAACCUCUGCUCAGCCCGGCCACUUCCUGUAGAGCAUCUGCACCCAGCCAAUCGUGUCUCGGCGGCUCCCCUCUCCGCGGCUCUGACGGACAGCUGCACUCCCGAGCUCCGCCCAAACCGCUGAGAAUCUCCAUCCUGGUGUCUCCGGCAUCAUCAGGCGAACCGGAGCCGGACCCCGUCGGUCUGUACGGUGAGCUGGUGCCUCAGGUCCCCGUCACCAUGCUGCCCAAAGGUCAUGCGGCUCGUCUCCGCGCUCAGGAGAAAUGGACCAGCCGCGCUCGUAUCACGGAAACCAGCUUCGGCUUCCUGGAGGCGCAGAAACUGGAGGAGGAGCAGAGCGAGAGCGAGAGCGCAGCGGGCGAGAGAGACUGGCAGUUUGAGCGGCCGCAGACGGAGACCGCCUCCUGCUUCCGUUUGGACGAGUUUCGCUCGCUGCUGCUGCCGGAGAACAACCGUCCGCUGGAUCAUAGCACGCUGGCGCGAGUUAAAGAGCUGCUGACGCGCACUGACGCCCGCACCACUGCCCUGCACAUGCUCAGUGUCAACUGUCAGGUGGCUCGCAUCACGGGCGUGACGGCCGAACAGAAGAGGAUGAUGGGAGUCGAAACGGGUCUGGAGCUCAUAACUCUACCGCAUGGAGGUCAGCUGAGACAAGACCUGCUGGAGAGGCACCACGUGUUGGCUCUGGGCAUGGCGGUGGAUCUUCUGGGCUGUACGGGAUCGGUGGGUCAGAGGGCGACUGUGCUGCACAAGGUCAUCCAGCUGGCGCAGGAGCUGCGCGACACAACGCACGACCUGUACGCGUUCUCUGCUGUCAUGAAGGCCCUGGAGCUGCCGCAGGUGGUGAGGUUGGAGAUGACGUGGAGAGCGUUGAGGAGGAAUCACACUGACAGCGCCGUGCAGUUUGAAAAGAGUCUCAAACCCUUCAUGAAAUCACUUCAGGAGGGAGACGACUCUGUGUUGUCGGGGCCGUUGUCUCUUCCUCACAUGGUUCCUCUGUUGAGGUUGAUGGAGGGUGAGGAUUGUGUUGAAUCUACAGACAAAGGUUGUCAGCUUCUCUUUAAUCUGCUGCAGUCAGCACGCAACGCCGCUCUACACGCCAGCGACUACACGCAACACGCUAACAGCCUCCUAUCAGCAGGUGGCUGGGAGCCAACCCCCGAGCUGCUGGAGGUGUUUCAGACGGAGUUCGCUCUGCGCCUCUUCUGGGGUCAUACCGGCGCCAAGACUGAACUCAAGGAGCGCUACGCCAAAUUCGACAUGAUCCUCACCGUCCUCUCCAACAAACUGGAACCGGAUGAAACAUCUAAAGUUUGACUUCAUGUCUGCUGUGCUGACAGAAACAGAACUGAAGCAUUCAAUGCUCGAUUAUUUGAGUUUUAAUGUUGAUCACAACCUGCAGAACUCAGUGAGACUCACUUCAGCCGUGUGUGUGCGUGUGAAAACUCUUCUCACAAAUUUAUACAUCAUCACUUUUCUUCACCUUUAUGUGCAUGUUUGUGUGUGGUUGUUUAUAUUCUGAAUUCAUAUUUUACAAGUUUUAUUAAAAUGAGAAUUAAUAUAUCACACUUUGAUCAAUGUGUUUGCACAGAUGAAAUAUUUGGGAUAGUAACAUGAAAGAAAGUGGGUUGUCACUACUCCGUACAGCCAGCAGGUGGAGACAGAGAUGUGAACGUUAUCAUGAUGACAGAAAAUUUGAAAAGAUAUUAAAGUCCCCGUGAACCAGAAGGUGCAAUCGU
Molecule: messenger RNA, 3013 nt
Organism: Triplophysa rosa
Lineage: Eukaryota; Metazoa; Chordata; Actinopteri; Cypriniformes; Nemacheilidae
Gene: sh2d3a
Product: SH2 domain containing 3A
Exons: 16
Coding region: 93-2591 (832 amino acids)
Biological process (GO): positive regulation of peptidyl-serine phosphorylation; small GTPase-mediated signal transduction
Molecular function (GO): phosphotyrosine residue binding; guanyl-nucleotide exchange factor activity
Source: RefSeq, a predicted model, not a curated record